GUGCUCAUACGUGAUGACGCACAGCGACAACUGCGGGUCCCGAUUGCUGCAGCCGCUUGUCAGUGUGACGAAGAUUGGCACUCAGGUUGACUACCUAUUGGCACAAUCGAUAAUGCCUGAGUGUUUGCAGCAUCUGCAUUGAACGUGAUGGCAGCCCAUUCGGUUUCCAUUGACAAAUACUCCAAGGGAAAGCAACAGCAGAUGCAAGGAGUAGCCAAGUUAGAGAGUGAUACAGAAGACAAGUUUGAGGGGAUGUUAGCAGAGGCACCCAGCCCGACACUCACAGAUCCACAGACGCCCAUGGACGUGGACAAAGCCUCCAUAUAUCGACAUCCUCUGUUCCCUUUGUUGGCUCUGCUGUUUGAGAAGUGUGAGCUGUCCACUCUUAGUUCUGAGUGUAUCACGUCGGCAAGCUUUGAUGUGGACAUUGAGAAUUUUGUCCGCUCUCAGGAGAAGGACGGAAAGCCCUUUUUCAGUGAAGAUCCAGAACUUGACAACUUGAUGGUAAAAGCCAUCCAGGUGCUGCGAAUCCACCUGUUGGAGUUGGAGAAGGUGAGUGACCUGUGCAAGGACUUCUGCAGCCGUUACAUUGCUUGCCUCAAGACUAAAAUGAACAGUGAGACCCUACUGAGUGGAGAGCCUGGUAGUCCUUACUCACCUGUUCAAAGCCAGGCCCCAAGUUUCUCACCAGCCAAAUCCCAGGUCCCCUGUUCCAUCUCAGGGAGUCCUCAGGGUCAAAUUGUGGUGCCGGCUUCAGCCCUGCAACAAGGAAAUGUCACCGUCACGGCAGUAAAUCCCACCCAGGUGGUUGCAGGUAUGUCAUCAUGGCAUACUACCACACCGACAGGUGGCACAGUGUAUCAGCCUGUAACAGUCGUCACUCACCAAGGACAAGUAGUAACACAGGCCAUCUCACCAGGGACUCUACGUGUCCAAAACAAUCAGCUCCAGCUGCGGUUUCAUCAGGACUUAAACCUCUUCAAUCAUGACGACAGCUCGACAAAAAACAAACGCGGUGUUCUACCCAAGCAUGCCACAAAUGUCAUGCGCUCAUGGCUUUUUCAGCACAUUGGACACCCUUACCCAACGGAGGAUGAAAAGAAACAGAUAGCCAGCCAGACAAAUUUGACACUUCUACAGGUCAACAACUGGUUUAUAAAUGCUCGAAGGCGGAUUCUGCAACCCAUGUUGGAUGCCAGCUCCUCUGAGACGCCUAAAACUAAAAAGAAGACUCCUCAAAACAGGCCACUGCAGCGCUUCUGGCCUGACUCCAUUGCCUCAGGGGGUGGCACACCACAGCAAGUUACAAUGCCAGAUGGUACAAUGGUGACGAUGAACAUGGAGGGUCUCCACAGCCUGACAUCGGAUGGUGCGACACUGGCGGUACAGCAGGUGAUGCUCGGCGGCCAUAGUGAAGAUGAAUGUGGGGACAGUGGAGAGGAUGACGACGACGCGGAUAUGGCUGGGCUGGGCCUUGACAACAGUGAAUCACUCCAGUAGAUAAUGCGCACAAACAUCAUACACUACAGUACAUGUCCACGCAAAAUGUCAAAUGAGUCUGCAAAAGCGAGCGGGUUUUUGGAUGGCCAUCGUACAAACGGACACACACAUUUGGGUUUAUCCAGAGCACAAAACAGGAUUUGUGGGAAUUAUCCCAAUCUUCCUAAAAUCCACCUUUUGCCGUGCGUGUUUUUCAGAAACUGUUUUUACUUAUUUAGUUGCUGUAGGCGAUUGCACUUUGUAUAUUUAAGUGAGAAAAGAAAUGGAAUUCAUCCGAGGAAAGUGUUAAACACCAGAAGCGAGUUUGUUAUGCUAUGUUCAUAAAUAUUGACAAACAUCAUGUCUUUCUUCACCCCUGUUGAAUUGUAAGUUUGGAUGACAACACUUUAAAGUUCUAUUGUUAGGGUUUGUCUCUUUUUGCAUGCUUGUGUUUUGAGUAGAUAUGUGCAAGACUGACUCCACAGCUCUCACAUGGACCUCUGCAAAAGAGCAAAGCUCUUGGGAGUUUCAAAAUAAAAGGCAGAUGCUUAUUUUUAUAUCCAUACACAUAAUAUGAAAAUAGUGUUUUUUUUUGUUUGUUUGUUUGUUUGUUUUUGUUCCGUUUGUAACAAAUGUUGAUGUACAGAUUCAUAAAAGCAGCAACCUUGUUUUCCAGGGUUCUUUGUGAAGUUUUCUUAAAAAACUGAAAAAAAAAGAAUUAAAUUGGUUUUAAACUUAAAA
Molecule: messenger RNA, 2220 nt
Organism: Hippocampus comes (tiger tail seahorse)
Lineage: Eukaryota; Metazoa; Chordata; Actinopteri; Syngnathiformes; Syngnathidae
Gene: pknox1.1
Product: pbx/knotted 1 homeobox 1.1
Exons: 11
Coding region: 148-1500 (450 amino acids)
Biological process (GO): regulation of DNA-templated transcription
Molecular function (GO): DNA binding
Source: RefSeq, a predicted model, not a curated record